Molecule: messenger RNA, 636 nt
Organism: Actinia tenebrosa (Australian red waratah sea anemone)
Lineage: Eukaryota; Metazoa; Cnidaria; Anthozoa; Actiniaria; Actiniidae
Product: acyl-CoA dehydrogenase family member 10
Molecular function (GO): oxidoreductase activity, acting on the CH-CH group of donors; flavin adenine dinucleotide binding
Source: RefSeq, a predicted model, not a curated record
CACAGUCUUGCACGUAGAUGGUGUUAUAGUCGCGUGUGCUUCAGCACGAAAGACUUUUAUUCAUUAUGUUUCGCUUGCUGCGUUUGAGACAAGGAGCUGUACGGCUACAUCCAACAACAAGCCUGUUGCUAUGGAGAUGUGCCAGCACAGAGGCAUCAUUCAAACCUAAGGCUGUAGCAUUUGACAUGGGAGGGGUGGUGAUUCCUUCACCCAAUGAAAUCUUCGGCAGGUUUGAAGUUCAACAUGGUUUACCAAAAGGAGCAAUCGGCAGUGCAAUAAGGGCUGGAGGUGACCAAGGUCCUUGGGCUCUCCUUGAGAUGGGGAAACUACCUCCAGAAGAAUUUGCUGAAAAAUUUGCCUCAAUUCUCAAGACAAUGACUGAUAAAUCAGUUAGUGUUGAGAGUUUGUUGGAUGAAAUCCAGACGAGUACCUUUGCAAAACCAUACCCAGAAAUGCUUGCAGCAAUAAAAGCAAUAAGGGCACAUGGUCUGAAAGCAGCUCUUGUAACAAAUAACUGGUUCAUGAAAAAUGGGAAAACUUUCCUUCCAGUGGAUGCGAAUGACUUUGAUGUGGUAAGAGACUUUGAAUUCAUAGAAUUGACAUCCAAAUGAAAGUACAUCAUGAUAACACUAUUUU